CUUUUUUUAAAAACUGAGGAAAUUGAAGUCUGAAGGGCAGGGAAUACCGUUAUUUAUCCCUCCACACCAGUCUAUCUCACUGUCGCUCUUCAUUCUCUUUUUGUAUUCCAAACUCUCUCUCUCUCCCUCUAAUCUCCGUUUAAAUCCAUGUCUGAUCUGAAGUCGACAUUCUUGAGGUUCUACUCUGUUCUCAAGCAGGAGCUCCUUGAGGACCCAGCUUUCGAAUGGACACCAGAUUCCCGUCAAUGGGUCGAGCGGCUGGUGGAGUACAAUGUGCCUGGAGGAAAGCUGAACAGGGGGCUCUCUGUGCUUGGAAGCUACAAAUUGUUGAAAGAAGAACAGGAAUUAACCGAAGAAGAAAACUUUCUUGCAAGUGCUCUUGGUUGGUGUAUUGAAUGGCUUCAAGCCUAUUUUCUUGUCCUUGAUGACAUUAUGGAUAGUGCUCAUACACGACGUGAUCAGCCUUGCUGGUUUAGGGUCCCCAAGGUUGGUCUGAUUGCAAUAAAUGAUGGAAUUUUGCUUGGCAAUCACAUUUUCAGGAUUCUUAAAAAGCACUUCCGAGGGAAGGCAUACUAUGUAGAUCUUCUAGAUUUGUUUAAUGAGGUGGAGUUUCGAACAGCCUCAGGGGAGAUGAUUGAUUUGAUUACAGCACUUGAAGGAGAGAAGGAUUUAUCUAAAUACACUUCGUCACUUCACCGGCGAAUUGUUCAGUACAAAACUGCAUACUACUCAUUUUACCUUCCUGUUGCUUGUGCAUUGCUAAUGGUGGGUGAGAAUCUGGAUAAUCAUAUUGAUGUAAAAAACAUUCUUGUACAGAUGGGAAUCUACUUCCAAGUGCAGGAUGAUUAUUUGGAUUGCUUUGGUGAUCCGGAGACAAUUGGUAAGAUAGGAACAGAUAUUGAAGAUUUUAAGUGCUCUUGGUUGGUCGUGAAGGCUUUGGAACAAUGCAAUGAAGAGCAAAAGAAAGUGUUAUAUGAGCACUAUGGGAAAGCUGACCCAGCAUGUGUAGCAAAGGUGAAGGUUCUCUAUAAUGAGCUGAACCUUCAGGGGGUAUUUACGGAGUAUGAGAACGAAAGCUAUGAGAAACUAACCACCUCCAUUGAAGCUCAUCCUAGCAAGUCGGUGCAAGCGGUGUUGAAGGCCUUUUUGGCCAAAAUUUACAAGAGACAGAAAUAAAAAAUGGGUUUCCAAGAACAUGGACAAAGAUUGGAUGAUGUUGAAUAAUGUUGGUUUAGUUUGUAGUUGUAUCUGUGGUUUCCUCAUCCUAGAGAUUCAAAUCUAUGGGGUCGAUAGUAAAUUGGAUGAAUUAAUAUGAAUUAACUUAUUAUUCAUUCGAUUUGAUCGAUUCUUUUUUUAUAUAAUUAUUAGACUCUUUAUUUUCAAGAUUUUAGAUUUCACUUUAUUUUUAUUAUGAAAUAAUUAUUUUUUCUACAUAUUAUUUUAAUUUAUUCCAUCAAAUUAUAAAUGAAUAAAAUAUUAUUGCAUGAAAUAAAUUUUGGUCCGAUUCUGAGUCCAACCCAAAUAAUGGCCGGCCAACCCAAACAGUGGGUCAGUGGCUACAAUUCUCUGGACUGAGCUCAUUACAUUAAUGGCCUUCUUCAUUGCUGAUGACCAUUGACCAACAAAUAGUAGGGUAGCUUACCCAAAUUCUCCAGGUACAGUUGGGUUCUGGCAAAUUAAUUAUGACAAUAACUGUAAUGAAAUCUGCUAUUUGGAGCUUUAUGUUUCCUGUGCAAGUAAUGAUGCUACUGUUAAUUUUAGAGGAUGUUUAAUUUAACUGUUAGACACAGUUAAUAAUUGAUAUGUAUAUUUAUCAGUUACUUUUUCUAUCAACUUUAAUUAUAGAGUUGUUGGUGAAUGGUAAUAGAAAUUUCUUUUUAUUUAUCA
Molecule: messenger RNA, 1887 nt
Organism: Hevea brasiliensis (rubber tree)
Lineage: Eukaryota; Viridiplantae; Streptophyta; Magnoliopsida; Malpighiales; Euphorbiaceae
Product: farnesyl pyrophosphate synthase 1
Exons: 12
Coding region: 148-1176 (342 amino acids)
Biological process (GO): trans, trans-farnesyl diphosphate biosynthetic process
Cellular component (GO): cytoplasm
Molecular function (GO): (2E,6E)-farnesyl diphosphate synthase activity; dimethylallyltranstransferase activity
Source: RefSeq, a predicted model, not a curated record